AUGGCGGGAGGAAUGCAUUUUCUAAUUGGGAUUGCAACGGAUGAGUAUGUCAUUCUGGCAAGCGACAAGGCGACUUUCGCUUAUGGAGCUGUAUUGGCCGAUGACAGUGGGUUUUGAGU
This is a messenger RNA of Strongylus vulgaris, 119 nucleotides long. Lineage: Eukaryota; Metazoa; Nematoda; Chromadorea; Rhabditida; Strongylidae. The record is from the annotation of a GenBank genome assembly.